UCUGAGUGGUCUCAAAAUGGAGUCUGACAGAGGAAAUCGAAGAGGCCGAAGAGGGAGACGUGGUGGCGAAGAGGUGAGUUCCGGCCACUUUGGAAGAGGUGGCAAAGACAGAGACGUCAGGUUGUCUAAAUCGAUGUCCUAUGCUCUUCGUCAUGGUGCCACCCAAAUGGGGCUACAUUUAAGUUCAGAUGGCUACGUGUCUGUGGACGAUGUCUUGGCUUGCCCGCAGUUUCGCUCAUACAAACUGGAGGAUGUUGAGAGAGUGGUGGCCACAAAUGACAAGCAGCGUUUUAAGCUUCGUCCUCACCCAGAAAAUGGCCGCUUGCAAAUUCGAGCCAAUCAGGGACACACAAUACAGGUAACGGAUCUGGAGCUGAAACCUGUUUUGACCGGUUCUCCUGACUGUCCUGCGGAGGCUGUUCAUGGGUCCUACAUGUGCAACUGGAGUUCCAUCCAGGAGCAGGGUUUGAGUCGCAUGAGGAGGACACACAUUCAUCUGGCCCCAGGCUUGCCACAAGAAGACGGCGUAAUAAGCGGUAUGAGGAAAGACUGUGAUCUUGCUAUAUUUAUUGAUGUACCCAAGGCGCUUGCUGAUGGGAUUGAGUUCUUCUGGUCAGAGAACCAUGUGUUGUUGACAACAGGGAACAUCGAAGGGAAACUUCCCACGACAUACUUUAGCCGAGCCAUACAACUCAGGCCUACGAGUGUUGUCUUUUCUUUUUAGGGAGGAUCCUGCCGCUGUGAUGCCAGCAGAAGACCGUUCAACAAGUGCAUCCGUUUUCUCUAUCGCUAAUCCGCUUUCGGAUCUCGGGUGAGCUGGAUCCUUUACCAGCUGACUUUGGGGAGGGACAGUCAAUCUCAGGGCACAUACAGUAUAGACAAACAAGCAUUCACACUGUCAUUCACCCCUACAGACAAUAAUAGUCUUCAAUAAAUAAUAAUAAUAGUCAGAGCUAAAAUUACCCGAGAUGAAUGUUCAGCAUAUCACUUUGUGAAAAUGGGAAUGGCGCCAGAUGCCUUGACAAAGAGGGUAUGAACACAUAUAAAAAUGAAAUACGCUGAAUUUAUUUUAUUAAAUGUGUAAGUGGUGAACAUUUGCUGAUUACAUCUGUUUGUUUUCUCGCACGGAAUUCAUUUGCUAUUUGUGUUGAGCUAGUAACAAUGAUGUAAGAGUACUAUACAUUGGUCGUGAGGGGUGUGCAAUGUUUUCUUUGUUUUUUAUAUUUUGACAUUUGGCAGACUGGAAUGAAAAUGCAUAUGUCAUGUUUUUUUUUGCCUACAAUCGAAAAAAAAAAAUGAACAUUGUUUGGUGUAUUAGAAUCUAGAGCGCCUCGUGUCCUCCAGUCAGCUUGUGGAAGAGCUCCUCGUUGAGCUUGUCGCUCUUGUCGCGGCUGCGCGUCGACAUGAAGAUGUAGCCCCCGAUGAACUCGUGAACAAUUUUGCAGUCGGCCGUCACGCAGCUGAAGGCGAUGUUGAUGUUCCCCUCAAACUCUAUUGCCACCUGUGAUGUGGUUGAAACCACACAACCAACAGCAGUGAUCACAUAUUUUUUUCCCCACAGAAUAAAUCAUUAGUGUUUCACUGUAAUGCUCAUAAUUAUAGUGAUGGCUGGUGGACUUUUCACACCUGUCGAAUGUCCCAGUUGACGUUCCACAGCUUCAUGUUGUUGUAACGCCAGGUCUUUACCACGUCGCCCACACCCAGGUCGAUGCGGAUUAGACGGUUGGGAGCGAUGCCCAGUACCUCGUCUUUACGGCUUCCUUUGAACCUUUCCGACAAGAAAAACAAUUGAUUUCCUCCUCAUUCUGUCAAGUCCUCAUUGAUUUAAAAACUUUGGGAUGACAGUACCGUGAGACGGUGACUUUUGCAUUGAAAUAAGACUGAAAAAGUGGGGGUCGUCUUAUAUUCGGGGUCUAGACAUUAUACCCAUUCACGACGCUAGAUGGCCCGCGAUAUCAUUGAAGUGAAUGCUGAACUUGACUCCCCAGGCCAAAGCAAACUCCCGUCACGAAGAAUAAAAAUAAAAAUAGCGGUAGCACGGAGAAGAAAAAUAAAAAAUAGCGGUAAGAAAGAAAAGAGAAUAAAAUAAUAGAAGAGAUAACAGAAAAUGGAGAAACGCAGUGACAAUCUGGAAGAAAGUGGGUCAUAGAUUGGCCAGGUUAACCGGCAGCUGAGGAGAAGUUAUGAUGUAAUUUACAUUUCAGAAACCAGAAGCCAUUCAUUUACAAAUAUGAUUGCACUUUAAAUGUUUAAAUGUUCAGAUAUUAAGAUUUGAAUGAGGCAAAAUAACAUGCUUUUUCUCUCAAAUAUAUUGUUAUAAUCAUUUGUUUCAGAUGUACUGUAAUUAUUUUCUGUAUAAAAAUGAAUUUGGUGUUCACAAAGUCGUUUUUCAAAGUUUUGAAAAAGAGGUGGUCAUCUUAUAAUCAGGGCCGUCUUAUAUUCGGGCCAAUACGGUCCUGCUUUCAUUUAAAUGAUUUAAAAAAGCUUGCAAACAAAUUUGUGAUGGAACCUGACUACGACAUAUGAGAGGCCAAAGUCGGGCAGGGCCUGCCAGAUCUGCAGGAAGCGCAAGACUGCAUCCACCAGUGAGAGCUGAGCCACAUUCUGGCACGCAUCCAGAAUACGAGGGGUCAGCUGCAUAGACACACAUACACACACACACAAAGUGAAAUGGCAAAAUUAGUUAUAUUUACCAUUUACCUGCAAUUACCUUCAGUCCGUCAAUGUACCAUAAAUCAACACAUGCAAUAUGAAAGAGCAAAAUGAGAGGUGUAUUUUUAUUCUGUGCAAAAACGAUAAAAUCACUAAGAAUAAGUCUAUCUAAAAUCAAGGCAAAAUGUGUGUUUUCUUUGUCUGCCAAGAUACAAUAGUGCUUUAAAAUAUGAGUUUAAUUCAAAUAGCUGUCAAACUGCUGCUUUUUGUGAAGCCUUAAAAAGCAUAAGAUUCGAGAUUAUAAUUUAUUGAGCUAUUACUACUGAUGAGUAAAAUAUCAUACUGUUAUUCAAAUGGUAGGCCUAUGAAUAUACUAGUUGGGUUUUUGGAGGCUAGUUAUGUUUACAUAAAUCAAAAUGUCCUUAUAUAUACUGUGUGUCUGUCUAUCUAUCUAUCUAUCUAUCUA
Hippocampus zosterae (dwarf seahorse) is the source of this 3118-nucleotide messenger RNA. RefSeq names its product tRNA phosphotransferase 1 (gene trpt1). NCBI's taxonomy places the organism in Eukaryota, Metazoa, Chordata, Actinopteri, Syngnathiformes, Syngnathidae. Gene Ontology annotation, biological process: tRNA splicing, via endonucleolytic cleavage and ligation. The coding region runs from base 17 to 724 and encodes 235 amino acids. Gene Ontology annotation, molecular function: tRNA 2'-phosphotransferase activity. The transcript has 7 exons. The record is from RefSeq and is a predicted model, not a curated record.